AUGAGUCGGGCUGAGCCGCAUCGUGGCUUUCAGCAGGGAGGGAGAGGGGAGUCCGUAUCGUACGGCAGACGUCCACAGAUCUGGCGGCCCACCCACCACCACCACCAGCAGCAGCAGCAGUGCUUGCUCCGCCCUGUGUUUCGGGGACGCCAGCUGCCCCCACCAGGCGGCCUGAGCCUGUCCAACCACGUGUCCAACCUGCGGCAGCUGCGGCCAGUAGUCGGGGACGAGGGGCCCGAACCGGCCGCAGAGGAGGAGAGUGAGGAUGGAGAGGAGGACGAUGAGGAGGCCGAAAGUGGUGAGGAGGAGGGUGACAGCCAGGCGGGGGAGCGUCAGGAGGGGGGAGCCAUCGAGGGGCAGGACGACGGCGUAGUGCAUGAUGAUGUGCGUGAGGAGUGCGUAGGAUUUGUUGUUGAAGAUGGUGAGUGGGUGACGGGGCACACCCAAAGGGCAAGGCAGACAGAGGGACGUCUGGGUGAUGUCUGGCCUGACCGAUCAUUGUCCUGUUUGCUGUGUGUGUGUUGGCCUCUAUCGUCAGGUCGUUUGUUUGAGCGAUGCCGGGCGGCGGGUCAGGAGCACCCAGGCAGCCCGUCGCCACCGUCUACGGCUGCUGGCCAAGAUGACGCCUCGGACGGCUCAUCGCCGCUGCUGCCCCUCGCCGCCUCGUCUGACGCCGGCUCGGCACAGAUGCCCCUCGCCCUCGCCCACUCACCCUCAGCUGCAGGCGCGCAGCCAGCACCACAGGAGGCCAUGUCAGAGGAGUCGCGUGCCAUUCUGGCGGCGUUCCAGCCAGCUGGCCGCUACAUGGUGCGGCCCGUCGGCGAGACUCCCCGCUACGGCGUCAUCGAGGGCCACUGUGAGGGCCGUCGGGUGGUGCUCAAGGCAGUCGUCCCCGACGCCAUCAGGCGCGUCGACGAGGCCAGGAGGGCGCAGCUCGGCUGACGGCGCGC
This is a messenger RNA of Vitrella brassicaformis, 950 nucleotides long. The record is from the annotation of a GenBank genome assembly. Lineage: Eukaryota; Vitrellaceae.